AUGAACCAAAGUGUUAGACUUGCAGUAUUCCUUUUAAUUUGCAAAGUAAUCUGUGCUGAAACACAAAUAAUUUCUUUUGAUGCAAGUGUUCUUACCAUUUUUAUAGAUGAAACCAUUGCUGUGGGAUAUAAUCUAUCCAAAGAAAAUAUUGAAAAUGAAGAUUAUAUCAUUUACAGUGAGAAUGAGAGUGUCGCCAAAGUCGAAAAUGAUACCAGAAAUGGUACAAAGGGGAUAUUCGAGCUUACCGGAAUAUUUUUAGGAAAAACUUCUAUUUACUGUGAGAAUGUCCGAACCAAAGAAAACAUCUCUUCAAGCCUAGAAGUGACAGUGAUUAGGAAAGAAAAAAUUAUAGACACACUUUUCAUCGCAUCUGUAGCAACGCUAGUAAGUUUAAGCUACAUAAAUUUUGGAUGUGCAAUGGACUGGGCCGAACUUAAGAAUAUUUUGAAGAACCCAAUCGGUCCUGCCAUUGGAUUCUUCGGACAAUUCAUCAUGAUGCCACUGCUGACUUACGGUCUGGGUCUGGUCCUCUUCCCAUCCAACCCAGCGAUGCAGCUGGGCAUGUUCUUCACGGGAUGCUCCCCGGGAGGAGGCGCCUCCAACUUGUGGACCCUCCUCCUUGGAGGCAACAUCGACCUGUCCAUCGUCAUGUCGGCUGUCAGCACGAUAGCCGCUUUCGCGAUGAUGCCCCUGUGGAUAUUCACGCUCGGUAGAACGAUUUUCGAGAGCGGCAACCUCGAAGUGCCCUACACGCAGAUAAUGUCGUACGUCGUGGGGCUCCUAGUGCCUCUGGGGGUUGGGUAUUUGAUACAGAGGUAUUUGAGGAGGGUGUCGAAUUUUUUGGUGCGGGCUAUGAAGGUUUUUUCCACGGUUCUGCUGGUGUUUAUCGUCGUGUUUGCUAUAGUAGCGAAUUUCUGGCUUUUCAAGCUAUUCUCCUAUGAGAUAAUUAUAGCAGGUAUGGCAGUACCAUGGAUUGGGUAUUUAAUUGGUUUUUCAAUCUCUAAAUUGUUGAGACGGACAGGACCGGAUUGUACAGCUAUAUCCAUAGAAAUAGGCAUUCAAAAUACUGGCAUAGCUAUAUUUCUACUGAGAUUCACCUUACCACAACCUGAAGCUGAUCUGACAACAGUUGUUCCAGUGUCUAUCGCAAUUCUCACCCCAUUUCCACUUUUGUUUUUGUUGAUAUGCAACAAAAUUCGAGAAAGGUGUUGGAAAGCAGAGACACAGUUGGAAGACAAAAAUUCACCUACCGGAUCAACAGUCAGUACUUUGAAAUUAUGA
Molecule: messenger RNA, 1281 nt
Organism: Phaedon cochleariae (mustard beetle)
Lineage: Eukaryota; Metazoa; Arthropoda; Insecta; Coleoptera; Chrysomelidae
Source: the annotation of a GenBank genome assembly